CGCCACGUCAGGUUGGAAAAUCUUAAACCGAGUGGAGAAAGCCUCCAAAAUCUCUUUCUCUCUUCCUCUCAUUUUUUACAAAUACACAAUCCUCUCUCUCCUUCUCUCUUCUUCAUAAUAAUAAUCUUCCAGAAAUCAUUUCUCUGAUAUUUCUCUCCUCCCAAAUCUUUCUCCCUUUCACCACUGAUUAUUCUUCCCUCAUCGAUUUUUUUUGUAGCUCUCAAAUAAAUAUCCAGAAGAAAAAAAAAACACCUAUAGAGAGAGAGAGAACCAAAGCAGAGCAAUCUCAUCAUAAGAAGAUUCCUUCUGACAGGAAGGAGCCAACAGUUUUAGCAGAGCCUUAUUAUAUAAGAGUGAUUCCCUUUUUAGAGAAAGAACUCUUCAGCUUCGAUUUACUUAGAGUAUAGUAGAUAAAACUAGACCAAGAACUUUUGCGAUUGUGUAACCAUUCAUUCACUCUUAGAUGAUGACUUCGCCUACUUCUUCUGAGAGGUGGACCGAUGGUCUUCAGUUUUCUUCCUUGUUAUGGUCUCCCCCACGUGACCCUCAACAACAUAAGGAUCAAGUUGUAGCUUAUGUCGAAUACUUUGGUCAGUUCACAUCAGAGCAAUUCCCUGAUGAUAUUGCUGAGUUGGUCCGGAAUCAGUAUCCAUCAACUGAGAAGCGGCUUUUGGAUGAUGUGUUGGCUAUGUUUGUCCUCCAUCAUCCGGAGCAUGGUCAUGCAGUCAUCCUUCCCAUUAUUUCAUGUCUCAUUGAUGGCUCUCUGGUGUACACCAAGGAAGCUCAUCCUUUUGCCUCUUUCAUAUCUUUAGUUUCCCCUACUAGUGAGAAUGACUAUUCAGAGCAAUGGGCUUUGGCGUGCGGAGAAAUCCUUCGCAUUUUGACUCAUUACAAUCGUCCCAUAUACAAGACUGAGCAACAAAAUGGAGAAACAGAGAGCAAAGCUUCAACUAGUGGCAGUGGGUCUCCUACGCUUUCAGAGACUAAGGUUGUAUCACCAGGACAGCAUGAAAGGAAACCUUUAAGGCCUUUGUCUCCAUGGAUCAGUGAUAUACUACUUGCUGCUCCCCUUGGUAUAAGAAGUGACUACUUUCGGUGGUGUAGUGGUGUUAUGGGUAAAUAUGCUGCUGGAGAGCUCAAGCCACCUACCAUUGCUUCUCGAGGAUCUGGUAAACAUCCUCAAUAUAUGCCUUCGACGCCAAGAUGGGCGGUUGCUAAUGGAGCUGGUGUCAUACUGAGUGUUUGUGAUGAUGAAGUUGCUCGAUAUGAGACUGCUACGUUAACAGCGGUUGCUGUCCCUGCACUUCUCCUUCCUCCCCCAACGACAUCCUUAGAUGAGCAUUUAGUUGCUGGCCUUCCAGCUCUCGAGCCAUAUGCACGUUUGUUUCAUAGAUAUUAUGCGAUUGCAACCCCAAGUGCUACUCAGAGACUUCUUCUUGGACUCUUAGAAGCUCCACCGUCUUGGGCUCCAGAUGCACUUGAUGCUGCUGUACAGCUUGUGGAACUCCUUCGAGCUACUGAAGAUUAUGCUUCUGGUGUAAGGCUUCCCAGGAAUUGGAUGCAUUUGCACUUCUUGCGUGCAAUAGGAAUUGCUAUGUCUAUGAGGGCAGGUGUUGCUGCUGAUGCUGCAGCCGCUUUACUAUUCCGCAUACUCUCUCAGCCGGCGCUACUUUUUCCUCCACUAACCCAAAUUGAAGGAGUAGAAAUUCAACACACACCUAUUGGUGGCUACAGUUCAAAUCACAGAAAGCAGGCAGAAGUUUCAGCAGCAGAAGCAACCAUUGAAGCCACUGCUCAAGGAAUUGCCUCAAUGCUUUGUGCUCAUGGUCCUGAAGUGGAGUGGAGAAUUUGCACUAUAUGGGAAGCUGCUUAUGGAUUGAUCCCUUUAAAUUCCUCUGCGGUUGAUCUUCCAGAAAUCAUUGUUGCUACGCCACUGCAACCUCCCAUCUUGUCAUGGAACCUAUACAUUCCACUCCUCAAAGUGCUUGAAUAUCUUCCACGUGGGAGUCCUUCCGAAGCAUGCUUGAUGAAAAUAUUUGUCGCCACCGUGGAAACAAUCCUCACCAGAACUUUUCCUCCAGAAACUUCCCGGGAACAUAUUAGGAAAGCUAGAGCGAGUUUAACCACGAGAUCAGCGACCAAAAACCUUGCUAUGGCUGAGCUUCGUGCUAUGGUCCAUGCUCUCUUUUUAGAAUCAUGCGCUGGUGUGGAGAUAGCUUCACGCCUACUUUUUGUUGUGUUGACUGUAUGUGUUAGCCAUGAAGCACAGUCUAGUGGGUGCAAGAGACGGAGAAGCGAAGAUGCUAGUAGCACUGCAGAGGAGAAUCAACAUGUAUCUGACAAUCAAACUAGUAACCGUAAAAGUAGGAGUGUCAAGGGACAAGGACCUGUGGCAGCAUUUGAUUCAUACGUUCUUGCUGCUGUUUGUGCUCUUGCCUGUGAGGUUCAGUUGUAUCCUAUGAUCUCUGGAGGGGGAAACCUUUCCAAUUCUGCAGUGGCUGCAACAAUUACAAAGUCUGUAAAAAUAAAUGGGUCAUCUAACGAGUACGGAGCUGGGAUUGACUCGGCAAUUAAGCAUACACGCCGAAUCUUGGCGAUUCUUGAGGCACUCUUUUCAUUGAAACCAUCUUCUGUGGGGACUCCAUGGAGUUACAGUUCUAGCGAGAUAGUUGCUGCGGCCAUGGUUGCAGCUCAUAUUUCCGAACUGUUCAGACGUUCAAAGGCCUUGACCCAUGCGUUGUCUGGGUUGAUGAGAUGCAAAUGGGACAAGGAGAUUCAUAAAAGAGCAUCGUCGUUGUAUACCCUCAUCGAUGUUCACAGCAAAGUUGUAGCAUCCAUUGUGGACAAAGCUGAACCCUUAGAAGCAUACCUUAAGAAUGCACCUAUCCAGAAGGAUUCACUGACUUGUCUUAACUGGAAACAACAGAAUACAUGUGCAAGUACAGCAGGGUUUGGCACAGCAGCGGUGACGUCCACAUCACGUAAUGAAAUGACUCCAAGAGGAGGCAACCACAAGUAUGCUAGACAUUCAGAUGAAGGCUCAGGGAGUAGAUCAUCCUCAGAGAAGGGUAUCAAAGAUCUGCUCUUGGAUGCUUCUGAUCUAGCGAAUUUCCUCACAGCUGAUAGGCUGGCAGGGUUUUAUCGUGGUACACAAAUUCUUUUGAGGUCAAUACUUGCAGAGAAACCGGAGCUUUCUUUCUCCGUUGUUUCACUGUUAUGGCACAAACUGAUAGCUUCUCCUGAAAUCCAGCCAACUGCGGAAAGCACCUCUGCUCAACAAGGAUGGAGACAGGUAGUUGAUGCACUAUGCAAUGUCGUAUCUGCAACGCCGGCAAAAGCAGCUGCAGCCGUUGUUCUUCAGGCUGAGAGAGAGUUGCAGCCAUGGAUCGCCAAAGAUGAUGAAGAAGGUCAGAAAAUGUGGAAAAUAAACCAAAGGAUAGUGAAAGUGAUGGUGGAACUCAUGAGAAAUCAUGACAGGCCUGAGUCACUGGUGAUUCUAGCAAGUGCAUCAGAUCUUCUUCUGAGGGCUACUGAUGGAAUGCUUGUUGAUGGAGAAGCUUGUACAUUACCUCAACUUGAGCUACUUGAAGCCACGGCAAGAGCAAUACAACCAGUGUUAGCUUGGGGACCAUCUGGACUAGCAGUGGUGGACGGUUUAUCCAAUCUAUUGAAGUGUCGCCUGCCGGCAACAAUACGGUGCCUGUCACAUCCAAGUGCACACGUACGUGCCUUGAGCACAUCAGUAUUACGAGACAUAAUGAACCAAAGCGGCAUAACCACCACCACCACAAAGGCAACACCAAAACCACCGCCAACAAUAACAACAGAGAAGAAUGGAACGGACAGCCCGUCGUACAGGUUCUUCAACGCGGCUGCAAUAGACUGGAAAGCAGACAUACAAAAGUGUUUGAACUGGGAAGCUCACAGCUUACUGUCCACAACAAUGCCAACACAGUUUCUUGACACGGCGGCUCGAGAAUUAGGAUGUACCAUAUCAAUGUCGUCCCAAUAACACGAGCCCCCCCUUCUCUUUAAAUGAUUUGGAAGUAGACCACCAAUAUGAUCAUGUUGUUACUUUGUAUUUAGUAUGAUGUAUGAUGAUGAGUGACUAACGCAAUCAUAUUGCGACCGGUGCUGUCGCUCGGGUCUCUACUCUUAUAUAACUCAAGCCUCUCUUGUUUUGUACAUUUUUAACAUGACGAAGCAGCACAAUCUUUUUUUUUUAAUUUGUUCUGUGUUAGCUUGAAGGGAUCUAAAUCGUAACGUAUAUCAUUUGUUCUCAUUCUCUACUCAGGUUGGUUAAUAUGACUAACUACUGUUGCAUUGUGUUUGUAACAUUCCGAAUUGUGAUAUAUGAAAAGGCUUAA
This is a messenger RNA of Eruca vesicaria subsp. sativa (arugula), 4367 nucleotides long. The record is from the annotation of a GenBank genome assembly. Lineage: Eukaryota; Viridiplantae; Streptophyta; Magnoliopsida; Brassicales; Brassicaceae.